UCAGCGCUCUGAUUCAGCUGCUCUCGCCGUUACACCACCACGUGUCCGUGUUAUUAUUCUUUAUUCUUUAUUCUUCUUUUGUAAGAUAUUAGAAUUAUCAGUCGUGUCACAAGAGCCGUGUCGCAAUUCGCUCCCUGGAUAGUGCACCUUAUUAAUACGUGUAAUGUGCUACACGUGUACACUACGAAUGUAUCUUGUACGAUUUCUUUUAGCUCGGAAUUGCAACGAUGGACGUCGAAUUGACUAAACUUCACGUAUAAAUGUCAGUUAACGAUGUUUACGUGGCGUGAUCGCUAACAGCUACUCGUCAGUGGUGUGUUUAAUGCAAAUCGCUUUUAAUCCGUUGGGACUUGUGUGGUCUGAGGUCGCCUGGUGAUUUUAUAAUUUGAAUUGUUUAUGUUUUUGUCGCAUUUCCUGCUUCCUCCCUCUCUGCUGCCCCCUACAUAGUGAAAGACUGAGUGAGGGAGAGCAAUUUUAGACACAGCAUGUGGUUCAUCUGAUGCAACACGAAAAAAUCCUACCCAGAAUGCUUUUACACGCUCUGAUCUGGGAUCAGAUAGAGCCGUUCAGUCCCGAAUCAAAUACAGAGGUAAAGCAAGCUGAUCCCAGACCAGUCUGACAGGCCAAGUGAUCCAAUUCCAGAUCAGUUUCAGAGACAGAGGGAUCUGCUUCUAGACUGGUCAGAAAAACAGCACAAUCUGAUCUCAGAUCAGUCUGUAAAACCUCAUGAUCCGAUCCGAGAUCAGUCCAAAAACGCUUCCUGAUCUUAAAUGAGUUUAAAAACCUUAAUGUUCUGAUCUCAGAUCAGCUUCCUGAUCCAAUCUCAGACCACUAAAAAAAAACCUUCAUUAUACAAUCCCAGAGCAGUCCAAAAAGCUUCCUGAUCCAAUCUAACAUCAAUCCAAAAAGCUUCAUGAUCCAAUCUAACAUCAAUCCAAAAAGCUUCAUGAUCCAAUCUAACAUCAAUCUAAAAAGCUUCUUGAUCCAAUCUAACAUCAAUCCAAAAAAAUCAUGAUUCUAUCAAAGAAUCCAAAAAUUUUUGUUAUCCGAUCAGCUUCCUGAUCCAAUCUCAGACCACUAAAAAAAAAAAACCUUCAUUAUACAAUCCCAGAGCAGUCCAAAAAGCUUCAUGAUCCAAUCUAACAUCAAUCCAAAAAGCUUCAUGAUCCAAUCUAACAUCAAUCCAAAAAGCUUCAUGAUCCAAUCUAACAUCAAUCCAAAAAGCUUCAUGAUCCAAUCUAACAUCAAUCCAAAAAGCUUCAUGAUCCAAUCUAACAUCAAUCCAAAAAACUUCAUGAUUCUAUCAAAGAAUCCAAAAAUUUUUGUUAUCCGAUCAAAGAUAAAUCUAAAACUCUUCAUGAGCCGAUCCCAGCUCAGUCCAACAAGCUUCGAGAUUCGAUCCAAGAUCAGUCCAAAAACUUUAUGAUCCCAGAUCAGUCCAAAAAGCUUCAUGACCCGAACCCAGAUCAAAGACAGAGCGAUUUUUAUCUGCCAGCUUUCUAAAAGCCACAUGAGUCCAAAAGAAUUCCGUCCCAAAUCAGUGUGAAAGGCUGCGAGAUCUGAUCCCAGAUCAGUCCAAAAGGGCCCACUUUGUGCUCAGGUGUAAGUUACCUGUUGUUGUUGCAUAACCACGCGAAACACAAUGAGUCCUUUUUCUUCUCUGUAGAAGAGCGUGUUUGUGAGCCGUACAGCUGUUGCAGAUUUAUGCUAAUUUGCGAACGGUCCUGGUAUUUAUCGUAGUUGAGCUCCAGAUCCGUUCCUAAAAGUCCUGCUGUAAGUGAUUCAUAAAACCUGGAGAUCUGUGCAGUGUCGCACUGAGCCGUUUCCUCAUUUUCAGGAUGGUUAAAGGAAAAAAAAAAAAAAAAAAAAAGACAAUUUCCCAAAUGGGUUUUUGCGCGCCUCUCCUCUAAGGGCCGAGUGUGCGAGUGCGUGGAGUUCUGGCAUUGUAGCCCCUCUCGAGAGUUUUGCAUUUGCAGAGGAAUUCUCUUUACACACUGUGGCAUUGUUCUUACACACGCGAUUCACCGUGUUUCUCUGAAUUGGGCAGCACAGUGUUUUUCCAUCAUGGCUGUGGUUGGGGGUGGUAUUGGGAGUGCUGCGUGUGUGUGUGUGUGUGUGUGUGUGUGUGUGUGUGUGCGCAUAUGUGAUAUGGCAGUGGCUUUAAAUGAGAGCUGUUAAUAUAGGCAUUGACUAUAACAUGCCGUCUGGCUUCUCGAUAAGGCUACACGGCUUACACACACUCCGCUCCACGGCACACACUCGUCUCCCGUCGAGCAACAGCUGAGACUAUUAAGCAGGGGAAGCACUCCACGGAAAAGCCCAUCGCGGCAGACAUUUGUGUGCGCGCACGCGUACGCGUUUGACCCUCGCAUGGCCCUCCUGCUCGUGUGUGUGAAUGUCAGAGCGUGCGUCAGGCCUUGGCUCAAGCACCAGGCGAGUGUAUAUCGUUCCUGUUCACCUCAGAUGACUCUUACACAGAGAGAGAGAGAGAGAGAGAGAGAGAGAGAGAGAGAGAGAGAGAGAAACACACACACACACACACACACACUUUGGUCUAGUUAUCUUCCUCACACACCCUUACCAGGAAACCAGUUUCUCAGUGUCACGUUUACAUCUGAUCCAACACUGUGGGAACGUUUACCUCAGAAAACCUGAUCAUAUGGACGCAACAGAGUCCACAAUCAAAGCAUUACCACCUUAAAGCUGUAAGACUUUACAGCACUUCUCUAAAACGUGUUUCACGGUAUGUAAUAGACUUCAAUCCUUACUAAAAAAACAAAAAAACAAAUAAAACACCAGGUUAUAAUAAACCAAACUCCUACUACGAAACGCUAGGUUAUACAAGUAGCUUUGUUUUUUUAAGACGAGUCGUGCUCUGACCUGUGGUGUUUGUGAUUUUAUCGUUGUGUCGCUGUUUGGUCAUGUUCAUUCCGUCUCUGUCCCUUCAGCGAUCUGGGCGACUGCUAGGUGUCGAUCAACAGGUAAACGAUAUAAAUUAUAAACACGAUACACACGAUAAUGUCGCGCUGUUUCGCUUAAAAGUAUCAUUUCAUUCAGGAGAAGAAAGCGAGGUGAGCUGCUAAACUGAGAACAGCGUCGGACAAAUACGGAGGAUCACGCGUCCGUAAUUCUGUUAAGAGAGUUUAAAAAAUUUUGUAAAGGCUGUCUGGCUUGUUAGGUAAAUACAACGUAAAAUCGUGACGCAGUUUCGUUCCGAGUGAAACAGGCUUGUGUUUUGGCUCAAUGAUAUCUGGUGUGCUUGUGGUGAGAGAGAGAUAAAAAACAUGAUAUUACUGGUUAAUAUUAAUCAUCCUGUUUGGUGUCGUAGUGAAAAAAAAAAAAAAAUCAGAAGCUGUUUUCAGUAAUGUUAGAAAAUAAUUUCUUAAAGUGAUUUUGCAAUGCUUUAAAAUGAUACGCGCUUGAUAUGACAAGGGACCGUGAGUUAACAAGAUUUAAAAAAAAAAAAAGAAGAAGAAGAAUUCGGUGUGCGAGUUCAGGUUGUUUCUAACUUUGAGCUACAAUUAAAAUGAUUAAAAGAAAAAAAAACGAGCUGAGAAAAAUCAAUUCUGUCACAGGUGGUUGCAUCAUUAAAAAAAAAAAAUACAGUAUCAUUAGAUUUUUGUGAACCUGCAACCUGAAAAGAAAAGACUUGAAUUAAUCCAGCACUGAAUCUGAAUCUACGUUCAGAAAGUAAGAGCGUUCUGUAAAUGCUGUAAAUGUAAAAAAUAUAACGUACGAGCACACAGCUAGGUCCUGGUUUUCACUGAGCAGAAUUCCUGAACGCAGAAGUUUCUGAGUGAGGAGAUUUCACAACACAAAGCCGGCUCUAUAAAGUGUGUAAGUGCAGCGUACAUUGUUGAAUAUAAACAGGACAGCCGCGCUGUGUUUGGCCUAAACACUGGGCCGUGAGUCGCGUUUCCAUUGAAACAGCACACAGAUGGCACGGACAAGCUGCCAGCAGUAUUUUUGCAUGAACACAUAGAUAAAAACCUGUCAGGCAGUUGAUGGUUAAUAAGCAAAUUUCUUUACCAAACAUAUUUUGUUUAGGCAAAGAGACAGGGUGCGCAGGCAGCGCGUCGGCCCUUUAAAUCCAUACGCGAGCAGGCAGGCGUUUCACCCCGCGUGAGAAAUGUAUCUUGGAUUCUAAUAGGGAAGUUGUGCGUUUGCCAAGGUGCAUGCGUGUCCUCAGCUAACCCCGGCACCCAUAUGGCGCUCGGCAGAGUCCACGUGAGGAUCGCUGAGAGUUUCUGGAGGGAAAAAUAUCUGGAAGUGGUUUGUAAAAGAGAGAUGAAAAAAUAAAACAGAGGGCGAUCGUGUGAAGGCUCGUUUCAUGCCCGGGAGAGAUGAAGUGAGCGCAGUGUGUUUCACCAGCACCAGCAACCUGUAGCAUCGUGACCCUGUGCCUCUCACCGCCACACACUCACACACACACACACACACACCCACACACUCACACACACACACACACGGACGGACGGACAACUACAACAGAGCGCCAGCCGACUGUUGCCGCCAUCAGCCGCAAAGGGGAUGACUGAGCGCGUCCACAACAUCAACCUACACAACUUCAGCAGCUCGGUACUGGAGACCCUGAACGAGCAGCGCAACCGCGGGCACUUCUGCGACGUGACGGUGCGCAUCCACGGCAGCAUGCUGCGCGCCCACCGCUGCGUGCUCGCCGCCGCCAGCCCCUUCUUCCAGGACAAGCUGCUGCUGGGCUACAGCGACAUCGAGGUGCCGGCGGUGGUCUCGGUGCAGUCGGUGCAGAAGCUCAUCGACUUCAUGUACAGCGGCGCGCUGCGCGUGGCCCACUCGGAGGCGCUGCAGAUCCUCACGGCCGCCAGCAUCCUGCAGAUCAAGACCGUCAUCGACGAGUGCACGCGCAUCGUGUCGCACGCCUCGGCCCAGGAGACGCCACGCGGCACGCCCGACUCGGGAACCUCGGGCCCCGGGAGCGACGCAGAGCAAGGCCUCGAACGCGCCUAUUCAUCCGUCUAUUCCGGCCUGGAGCUGCAGAACGGCACGCGAAGCGAACGCCAGCACUACACCAGCGUUUCCAUCCCCGGCAACUUCGACCCCCUGCAGCAGAAAGAAGGCGUGCAGGACCCGUCGCUGUGGGUGAGCCGACUGCACGAGCGCCAGCAGCAGUCGGAGCGCUUCCUGGGCUCGUCUGAGACCACGCACUGCCGCAAGCAGCCGCGCCCGGUCCGCCUGCACACGGCCGAGCACGACGUGCGCAUCAAACAGGAGAGGACGACCGAAGACACGUACGGCGGCUGCUACGGAUUAGAAGUGGAGGACGCCAAUGGAGAGCCCAAAGGAGAGAGCUUCGAUUCGGGCGUCAGCUCCUCCGUCGGCACAGAGAACGACCCGUCUGAGCAGCAUUUCAUGCCCGGGUUCGGGCGCGAGGGCGACGCCGAGGUCGGCACGCCGGUGCACAUCGACGUCACCGAUUCGUCCCCGGAGCAGAGCCAGGAGAUGGGCGAAGACAACAACAGCGGGGACGGAAGAGACGUCGCGAUGGACCAGCCGCCGCUGUCCAACCCUGUCGUGCCCAGUUCCGUGCCCGGCGGGCAGCUUUACAUCCGCCCGUGCGACACGAUCGCGGCAAACCUGCGCAUGCCGCUGACGCUAACCAGCAGCACCAACUCGUACCUGCCUACGCUGUUCGCCCCGCAGCCCUCAGCCAACGAGAACAAGCCUUUCCUGUUCAGCCUGCCGCAGACUGUCAGCUCCCAGCAGCCCCAGUUCGUGGCCGUGCCUCCCCACAGCAUGGCGCCUUUCCCCAGCGGCCUGAGCGGAGUGCCAACCGCCGGCACGCAGCAGCAGCAGCAGCCGACUGCCACCGGAGUGGUGCAGCAGGGCGAGAAGAAACCGUACGCCUGCACCCUGUGCUGCAAAACCUUCACUGCCAAACAGAACUACGUCAAACACAUGUUCGUGCACACCGGUGAGAAGCCGCACCAGUGCAGCAUCUGCUGGCGCUCGUUCUCCCUGAAGGAUUACCUGAUCAAGCACAUGGUGACCCACACGGGCGUGCGCGCCUACCAGUGCAGCAUCUGCAACAAGCGCUUCACGCAGAAGAGCUCGCUCAACGUGCACAUGCGCCUGCACCGCGGCGAGAAGUCCUACGAGUGCUACAUCUGCAAGAAGAAGUUCUCCCACAAGACCCUGCUGGAGAGGCACAUGGCGCUGCACAGCACCGCACCCGGGGUCACCGGGGUCGUCACCGGGGUCACCGGGGUCGUCACCGGGGUCUCCGGCGCCAACCCGACAGGCCCCGCCUCCAUCCCGGUGCAGAUGGCCGUCCCCGAACCCGGCCCCGGAGUCGUGGCUCUGGCCAUGCCGGUGGGAGGAGGCGGAGCUGGGGGAGGAGUCAGUGGAACCGGAGUGGGCGUGGCCUCGGAGGCGAGCUGCCAGGAAGCGACGACCUACAUGUGCUCCGUGUGCCCGGUCAAGUUCGACCAAAUCGAGCACUUCAACGACCACAUGCGCAAGCACGUCUCCGACGGAUAAGUACAGAAAAAAAAAUAUAUCGACAAAAAGUUUAAAAAAAAACUUUUUAAACAACAACAAAAAAAAAGAAUGAAAAGAAAAAUAAUGGCACUAGAUUUUUUUUUUUUGUUUGUUUGUUUGUUUGUUUUCCCUAAAAUUGGGGGCAUGAAGAGUAAUGAGUAUAGACACUGGCACAUUGAGUUGAGUUUUCCCAGAAAACAAAAAGGUUUUUUUUUUGUCGUUUUUUGUCGUUAUUCUUAAAGAAUUAAAAACCAUAGAUGGUGGCCUUAAGGCUGUGUAGUUGGCGAAUGAUCCACUGGCUGGAUCCAAACUACUGGCCUCUAAAUGUAUGAUUUCCUUACUGAUUUAUGUGUUGAACACUACCGAAAGGCCUGCGAAAGAUACACACACACCACACACACACACACACACACACACUCACACACACACACACACACACGCGCACGCGUAUGUACACACAGACUACUUAUACACUUACAUACCGUAGAGUGAGUCGUAUCGUAUGUGUGCGUACGUGGCCGUGUGUGUGUGUGUGUGUGUGUGUGUGUGUGUGCAAAACCGUGAAAUUUUUAACCGUUUUCCCAUUUAGACCGUACUGGAUGCCGCCGGCGUCCUGAUUACUGUGGUAAACCUUUAAAAAAAAAAAACAACAGUAUCUGGCUCGGAUUGGUUGGAAAAGCGAAGACGGUCACACGUUUGCCUUUUUUACGUCAGAUCAGAACAGAUCAGAAUUCGACACUGGGUUUUAUUUAUUAAACGAUGUGCUAUGGAAGUCGAUUCGAGUCAUCGUGAGGAAAAGAUCGUUAAACACCCUUUAUGAUGGUUUUUUUUUUUAUCGUAUCCGUAUCGUUUCUCUCCCCCUCUCCCCCUCUCCCUCCCCAACCUCUUUUCCACUUCCCCACGACUCCCUUCAGACGGCUCGAGUCGGGUUUACAGAACGAGGGUUUGGGUUUUAGUUCGUUUGUCAGUAUUUGAGCUUUGAGAAUCCAUUUUGCGAACACUGCCACUGAAAAGACUGUUAUUUGACCUCUUCCUAAACAAGAAAAAAAAAAAACAAGAAAACGGAUAAAAAAGAAAGAAGCCCAGGAACAACAGAGGGUUCUUUUUUUUUUUUUUUUUAAAUUCAAAAUUUUGACUUUCUCAUCGCUCCAUGUUUGAAAAAUAAAUAAAAAACAACUCCGGUAUGCAAAUGCGAACGCAAACGCAAGCAGGCCGGGUGUUAGCGGCUGCUCCACACACUCCCGCGUUCAGACUGUUACACCCCGACGCGGCGUGCUGAAGCUUUUCUCACUAUUCUCACUACUCCACCAGCUGCUGAUGCCGAGCCAGUUAGCGACCCGGACACAAAUAACCCAAAGUCCCAAAAAAGAAGAAAAUUAAAAAAAGGAAAAGGAGUUUCAAAGGAAAAAAAAGGAAAAGACGAAGCUGCUUCCUGUUAGCGACGUCCGCCGUGACUCAGCUGUUUGGCCGGGUGGGGCGAAUGAAGUGCACUACUCCUGAUCCCUAAGCCCCAUCUAGUGGCUCAAACGGCCCGGCGUGAGAUUUCUUUUUUUUUUUUUUCUUUUUGGCCAACAGGAAGCACAAACAGUGUGAGAAGGAAAAAGAGAGAGAGAGAGAGAGAGAGAGAGAGAGGACUAGCCGAAUAAACCCACCCCAUUCACUAUCUAGUGCACUUACUCUAUUGGGAGCCAUUUUAUAAAACAUUUUUGACUCAUGAAAUCCCACAAUGCACUGCAGCAUAAUAGUGUACCCAUAAUGCAUCAUGCUUUGUAGGGAACUUAAAAAUAAUAAUGAUAAUGAUAAACCCGAUCCUUUUUCUCUUUUCGUUCGUUUGUUCGUUUGUUUAUUUGUUUCUAGGAUCCGUUCCUGACUGAAGUGCACUACUUCUGAUCCCUAAGCACUAUCUAGUGGCUCAAACGGACCUCGGCUCACAAGACAGAAAGAGAGAGAGAGGCAGAUCGAAAGAAAGAAAGAAAGAAAGAAAGAGAGAAAGAAAGAGAGAGAGAGACAGGCGUGUUCGAAACCACACCUUAUCUCCUACCUAGUGCCCUAUUUUAAGAUUUUCUUCAAAAAGUAAAGAAAAAAAAAACAGAGCCCAGAUUAUCAACACAAUAAAAUUCAUUCCUGAUUGAAGUGCACUACUUUUGAGCCCUAAACCCUAUGUAGUGUCCCACUGAAAAAAAAAAAAAAGUAGGAAGAGUAAGAAAGACACACACACACAGAGAGAGAGAGAGAGAGAGAGAGAGAGAGAGAGAGGUGUCCGGAACCACACCCUAUCUCCUGUCUCAUCUCCUGUCUCGUGCGCUAUUUUAAGAGUCAUGGAAAAUUUUGUACUCGUAAAUUCCCACAAUGCACCACUCUGGGUUGGUAAAAAAAAAAUAAUAAUAAAAUCCAUUCCAUGCGCUGCUCUUGAUCCCUAAACCCUAUCUAGUGGCCCUAAAGAGUGUGUGAGAAAGAGCGAGAGAGAGAGAGAGAGAGAGAGGUGUGUCAGAAACCACACCCUGUCUAUUUUAAGAGUCAUGGAAAAUGUUGUACUCGUAAAUAGUGUCAGACUUAGCUGGUACUGAUUACCCAUAAUGCACCACACUGUCAAAACAAAGCCCAGAUUAUCAAAACAUCAGAAUGAAGUACACUACUCUUGAUCCCUAACCCCUAUCUAGUGGGCCAAAAGAGAGCAGGGAAGACAUCGAGAGAGAGAGAGAGAGAGAAAGAGACGUUUCCUAAACCACACCACACUAUCUCCUGUCCUGUGCACUAUUUUUAGGAGUCGUGAAUUCCCACAAUGCACUGCAGUAGGUUAGUGUCAAACCUAGCUGGUGUCGAGUACCCAUAAUGCACCCUGAUAUUUGUAAAGACUGGAAAAAUCUAGUGGGCCAAAAAAAGCGAAGGGGGAAAAAACAGACACGGCGAGAGAAAGGGACGUGUCCAAAAUCUCACCCUGUUCACUACAUAGUGCACUAUUUUUCCUUUGCAUUUCCCACAAUGCAUUGCAGCAGGUUGUCAGUUUGAGUCACUAGAUCAGCUCCCCUGUAGGACAUGAAAUUUUUAUUGUGUGUUUAAACACAGCCCAGUGUUUGUGUGUAUAUGUGUGUGUGUGUGUGUGUGUGUGUGUGUGGGUGUGUGACGUUGAGACGGAGGCCGUCAUUUCAGCGUCGCUCAUCGGCUUCAGUCCGCCGCUCGCUCUCUUCACGUCCACACGCCACGUUUUUUUUCCGUCGUGACAAAAAAAAAAAAGCAAUGGUAAUAAUAAAUUUCAUUUUCCAAAAAGAAAAAAAUAAUAAAGAAUAAUAAUAAUAUGUUCGCUUUUUCAAAAACAAAACAUCAACAACAACAAAGUGUUACUUUGCACACUUUUAAAUGCCUGUGCUUCGUAUGAAAUUGUUUAAACUGAUUUUUUUUCCUGCUUGGUCGGUUUUAAAGGAAAUUUUUCUUUCUUUUUUUUUUUUUUUUUUUGAGAAAAAGGACUGCAUCGUUUUUUUCUCACGUCUACGUUUUGCACUGCAGAAACCGAUAAGUGCACUACUGUUACCACAGAUGUUCUAGUUUUUAGAGAGAAAAAAAAACGUUUUUUAUCUAAAUGAGUUGAGAGUUUUGUGUUCGAGUUGCUUUGUUUCUUUCUCUUUUCGUUUCUUUUCUUUCUUUUUUUACGAGAUGAUGAUGAUGAUGAUGAUGAUUUAAGUGUUUCCGCUUUUGUUAUUAGCGCUCACUAGUAUACACUUGUGCCGUGUUUGUUUUGGUGGUUGUGUGUUUUGGUUUUUUUUCUUCCUAUUUAAAUCCGAACCAUGUUGUGUUUAAGAGAGUGUGUAAAUGUGUGUGUGUGUGUAUUUGGUUUUGUUUUAAAAUUUCUCUGCAUCGCCCUCCAGCAGUCUCAUACGCUGACACACACACACACACACACAGUGACGCGUUCAUACCAAACAACAUCUGAAAAACAAAACGAGUGUGUGUGUGUGAGAACAUUAUUUGUGUUGUAGAGAUCGGUUUCUAUAAAAAGGCGGUUGUGUUGGUGGUUGUGCAGCUUUUUAUUGUGUUUAUUGUGUAGAGAUUUUGUGUGUGUGUGUGUGUGUGUGUGUGUGAGAGAGACGCCUGAACUGCGGGGCUUCCUUUGCAAUGUGCAGUGCAGGUACUGCAUUUCUGUGUGUGUGUGUGUGUGUGUGUGUGUGUGUGUUGUAUCCGCCGGCACAGUUUCACAACUUCACAAGAACAAUCACAGCAAAUGAAAUAAAUAACACACACCCCCAGAGCGUGGCGCAGCGUCAGGCCUUGGUCCACUUCGACACACACACACACACACACACACACACACAAACACACACGCAGGAGAUAAUGCGCUUUUUUUCUCAAACAGGAAGCUGCGUCCGGCCGUGAGAGGCGCUCAGGCAUGUGCCGAUGUUUUAUUCCAAUAUCAUCGUCAUACAGUAUUAAGGGUUUGAAUGCACAGCUGUGAGCAUGUGUGUGUGUGUGUGUGUGUGUGUGUGUGUGUGUAGGUGGGUGUACACUUCAGGAAGGUCGGACUGAUGUCAUUUCCUGUUGCACUGAGAUUACAUCAGACCAGAGCUCAGUGUGCUUUAAUUAGACACGUACACCAUGGAGGUGGUGGAGACAGCGUCCUCCGCCUUCACGAGUUCAUUCCGCUCGUUAGCUCCGCCCCCUUUUCAGAACAUCAGUGAUAAAGAAAUAAACAGAUGUGCUAACAUCUGUGCGAUGUAAGAUUUUUGAACUGGCGAUAUAGGAGACUCACUGAAGGGGAAAGGACAUAGGAUGUGAAAUUCAUAUCAGAUCGCGUUUCCGUUCACUUCGCUCCGAUUUUACAUCAGCUUCGCAAAUCCUCAGCUCCGUGAGCCAAUAAAGAUUAAGGAGGCGGGGCUAUCGUGUCUGGUCGGUAAAAAAAAAAUGGACGAGCUGUCGAUUAUGUAAUAUCGCCAUGCUGAAAUUUUUGCGAUAAAAUGACGUUUUUUUCUCGUCUGCUAGGAUUUUCUCGCUAGCGAUGUCGGCGCGUCCCAUCCUGAAGCUGCUAAAAUAAAUUCUGAUUUUUGCGACAAGAAAUAACCGAUUUUUUUGUUGCUUCAGUUCUCUCUCAAACAGUUCUGCCUUGACGCACAAAACAGCAAUCACUUUUACACUGGACUUAGAAUUUAUUUUACCUGAAAAGAGAAAAGCCUAGAGAUCACGGCUGUGAUCGAGUUUAAAGAUUAAGAACGAGCAAACCUGCAAUCAUGUCACAUAAACUACAGACAAUCAGUUGCUUCCCGAACAAAGAUUAAGCUAACUUUCAGCCAAAUAUGAAGCUUAAACUAAACAUUAAACUAAAACAAAGCAAAGCAUUAAGCCGAGAUUAAGCUCAAAUGAAGUAAAGCUUUAGAAAAAAUUAAACAAAGAUUAAGCUAAAAUUAAGCAAAAGGCAAGAUUUUUAAAAAUAUUAAACAAAUAUUAAGCACAAAUUAAGCUAAAAUUUUAUCCCAAAUUUUAUUUUCUAGAUUUAUUUACUCACGCUAAUUUUAUGCCGAUAUUUAAAUUCAAUUUUACAUUUCCUAAACACAUGAAUAUAUAUUUUUUGCCUUUAAAUAUGUAAAUGUUGAAAAUACCAAUAGUUUGUUUAUUCAUUUAAGCAGUAAAUUAUAUCGUGUCAGCACAAACGGAAACACAACAAACCUCGCAUUAUAAUAAGUUUGCAACGCAGCUAAUGGUCUUACGUAAAAAAAAAAACGUAAUGUUGGGAACAGAAUCCAUUACGAUGCACAAAUCCGACCUUCACCUGAGCUGAACUUCACACGUUUAAACACGUCACAUCACAGCGUGCACGGUGACGUCAUGGACGUCGUAGAGCUGAUCAUCGGCACAUGCCUGGGUCAUUUCAAACCUCUCGCCUCGUCUCACCUCGCCUCGCCUCGCCUGAGUCUCUCUCUGAGUCUCUCUCUGAGUCUCAGCGCUGAAAUCUUCUGCCGUUUAGGUCGAGGUUAAGAGCGCUGGAGAGACGGGGCUAGGUGUUUAGUUUUGUUUUGGGAAUGCGGCUAUUUCCUGCCUGCGUCCGUGUUUGAGUAACUUUUUACACCUCUAUCUCUCCGUGAGUGAAUCGGAAGCCGAGCGAAUCAGAAUCGCGAUUCGCUCCGAGCUUCGUGAUUCACUUUGUGAUUCACUUCAAACCCGAGUCUUACGAGCGCGUACUCGUUUAUCGCUUCAGCAAGGAUUAUUAGACGAGCUACACGCCGUCUAAGAUUUAAAAAAUAAAUAAAUAAAUAAAACACAAACACCUUGAUGAUGAAUGCAUUUUGUCGGCCAUCUUGUCUGUGCCCUUAAUACCAGCCUUAAUGACGUUUAACACAACCAAAAUGCACUACGGAGCGCAAAGGUGCUUUCGCAAUACAGCGGUGCAAAACACCUGUUAUUCACACAAACACACACAAACACACACUCUCUCACACUCUCUUACGCACACACACACACACACACACACACACACUUUCAGAUCUUCGUGCUUUUCUCAGUACACUUCUAUAUAAUCACGCCGUUCAGUUUUUAUCUAUAAUCACCGUCUCAUGUUAUCGCCGUGUUACGAUUCAGCGUGACUCUUUACAUUCAUGUAUUUAAAAAAAAGAACUAAAAAAAAAAAAAAAGAAAAAUAUAUAUCUUUUCGCCUGGUGUAUGUUGUUUUCGGAUUCUACACACAUCUACACAAGUCAGAAACUGAAACAAAAUGUCCUCCUUAGUCCAAAUGUAGUGUGACGUUUGCUUCGGUCUACAACUACAAGGCUAAUGUAGCUAACACGUAACGGAAGCUUAUAGCUACCGGAUUAGCAUCUAAAUCAUCACACACUCCCCUCAAAACUCAUCAUUUUAUCCUAAACGGAAUAUGCAGAUCAAAUGCGAAGAAGUAUAUUAUCAUCAGAAUCACUUCUGACGCACGGCUCCGCCUUUACAUUUUAGGCCACGCCCCUAAACCAGAUGUUUUGCAUCAGCACGCCUGCCUGAGACCGUAAAACCGUAAAGUCCCGAGGAGGCGAAACCGGAGGAUAUACGCUUCCAUUAUCUGUUAGCGACGUCACGGCGAAACAAACGUCACACACUAUAUUUGUCGUAAAGCGGACGUUUUUGUGUUGGUUUUUUUUUUUCUUCUUCUUUGACACACUUUUUAUCACAAAAGAUUUUCAGCAUGUAAUACAGUUUUCUUUCGGUAUCAUGUGUUCAUUAUUCACAUUUAUUCACAUAGAUUUGUUGUUUGAGUUCGUUUCUGUAGGACGCUGCACGCGUGUUAGUAAUCACACCCACACACACACACACACACCCACGCACACACACAUACACACACACACACACACAGCGCUUCGCUUUUCAUUCUCUUCAGUGUACAGAUACAGGAUCUUUCAGUUUCAGUUGAUUUUCGAGGAUUUUAUCAUUUAUUUAUUUUUCAUUCUGCGAAUAGAGUACACUUGUGUGUGUGUGUGUGUGUGUGUGUGUGUGUGUGUGUCAGGUUUUGAUCUUUACAUUUUUACAUUUUUUCUAGCUGGUAGUUUGUUUUCUUUUGGGCACAGAAACGGUAUGUAACUUCACACCACCUUUAUCUGCUGGUAUAAAAUAAUAUCUCUAAUUUCUUUCUUCCUUUUCUUCUUUUUUCUUCUGACAUGUAAACAAGCUGGUAUGUUUCAUUCUUUCAUACACAAAAUCCGAAAAUCCGACAACGUUAUUCAGAACCACCGACGAGAUGUGCAAGUGUUUCAACAGUUUAACUCAACACACCAAAUGAGUUUAACCCCUUCAGACCUGCUUAAUAAACAUUCACAGUCCGUAUUAUUGGUGUAAACAUGUGUAUAUAUAUAUAUAUAUAAUUCACCUUUUCAUGAAUUAAAAAAUCACAGCUUCUUAGUUUUAUUAUUUCUUUUCUCGCUUUUCUCAUCAGCGCCACCAUCCAUCCCCGUUUCCUACCUAGACCUAGCGCAAAAAAAAGCUGGACUCUGAUUGGUUACCCGGUCUACAACCCCCUCCCCCUCCCCCCCAUACACAAACAACCAAUCAGGGUCUGAAGGGGUUAAAAGAGGCUACAACACUCAUCAACACCCAGAACCGUUAAAAAAAAAACACACACGAUGCUGUACAUACAAUAAAAUAAGCAACGUUUUUUUUUUUGGUUCGAAAAAAAAAAUGUUUAAUAACAAAGUGCCUCUUUGUAUAGCUCCAAGCAUGAAAAUCUAAAACUCACUGUCACCCAUAACACCAUGUGCUAUAAUAAUAAUAAUAAUAAUAAUAAUAAUAAUAACUGUACAGUAUUCAAUCACUAGCAAACUUAAUCACUGCCUAAAACAAAUCCCAAGUGAAGUUUAAAGUAUUGACUACCAGCAAUAAUUAAAUACAGAUCAAAUUAAAAAAAAAACAUUUUUAACAGAAUAAUAAUUCCCCGUGUUUUGCCUUGUAUGAUGUAAGCACCGUGAGUAAGGGUGUGGUGUCCUUUAACCCUGAAAUCACCAAAAUAACGCCGCUUUUGUAUUAAAUAUUUUUGUCCAAAGUGCCCCGGUCUACUGUUUAUAAUAUCACACACACACAGAAAAAAAUAUAUAUAUUUAUUUGACGAGCCUUUUUUUCGUAUGUCACAUGACCUUUUUCUGCUUUACAACGUCAGCACUUACAGUUUAAACUUUAGUUCGGCUCUGUAGAGGAAGUGUGUUGUGUUGUGUGUGUAUGUGUGUUGUGUGGAAUAUUGUGAGUAGAGAAGUGCUGAUAUAAUAAUUGCGAUGUUUUAACAUGUGGAAUAUUCCUGUUGUGGACACUUUCAGUGUGUUACGGUUUGAUGUUUUGACGGUAUGAUAAUCUAGACGGGAAAUAUCACGGUUUCACGGUAUCGCUGCGUUGAAAUUAGAGGAAACGUUUAUCGCGGAAUCAUCGCACGUCCUUGUGUGUAUAUAAAGCACCAAACAGAAACAAAAAGAUCAAAUCCCCGAAUUGGUUCAAGAUGGUUUUUUUUACGUAAAAUCUCGUACACUGUCAGUAUUUAUCACGUUGACGUUCUAAGCUGAACGACAGAUCGGCUCUGAGGAAAGACGGCGCGUUUUUCUGAGACGAAAGAUUAAUCACAUAAAAAGCGAAAAAUACGUACGUAGAAUGUUUUACAUAACAUUUUCUCCCUGAUUUUUAGUCUUGAUCGAUUCCCGCCCACCAGCCAGCUCUCGAUAGCUACCAGCCGGAGAGGUGAAGGCUAACACGUGCUUCCUGGGAGAUACAUGAAGUCAGCCAUCUUUACAAACUGCUGCACCACAGGGCAACGUAACAGCGUAACUCAGAAAGUGCUGUCAGCCCUCUUCCACAUACAUGAGCUCACAGAUGCGCGCGAUUGGCUAGCGUCGCUGUGAUUGACAGCAGAUGGCUGUGGCAUUGUCGGAACUUGAACAGGGAAAAAAAACCAAACAAACAAGUAUAAGCUAACAGACAGAAAUGCAUUUAAAACGCAAUGACAGUGACGCAAAUGUCUGAACGUACACGUGAAACCGUGACAUCGUAACACGCCUACUUGGAAGAUACGGUUAUGGAGAUUCACGUCUCCAUGUCAAGGAAAGCAGUUAGAGAGUAAAUUCUUGAAUUAAUUGUCACGAUGUUACCAAACGUACCGUAGACACGUGAGCGUAAAGAGACGGAUUUUAGUUACGUGAACGUCGUGGCAGUAUCGAGGCGUCAUCACGUCACACUUUGUGUUUUUUACUCACAGCCGAUUUAUUCGCAUCCAUUCAUCCACUUUCACUUCAGAUACACUUCAGCAACUGCAGUCCUGUAAAUGUUACGAAUCCAAAGAGGAAACACACACACACACGCACACGCACGCACACGCACACGUGUACACACACUCACACACACGUGUGUACACACAUACACGAUAUUUAUAACCACAAAUCUUUAUUCUACACUUUAUACAGUAUACAGAGAGAUUGAUGGACUUACAGAAGAACAGAUAUUUAUGAAAAUACAGAUACAGAUGCAGAUUAUUCUUCGUUUAUCAGAGCGGAUAAUAGUGCAGUAGGAGCUUGCAUAUGAAAUUAACACACACACACACACACACACACACACACACACCCUAAUCCACUCGCUGAUACGCACACAACACACUCCUGCAUGCUGAUGCGAGCGUUUUUCAGUUUAAUAAGAGGAUUUGGAUUGUUCUGGAACAGGCACGUGGAAGUCGAGGAAGGGGAAAACACAUCCCUGUGUAAAAUGUAAAAAAAAAGUAUAAAUAAAAAUCAUUCUCUUUGGAUUGAUGCGCAAAACUGUAAUGAGGAUGAAGAUUGACUUUAUAUUUAUUUAUGAUAUUUUUACACUACUGUUUUACUCUACCUUUAGUAGGAGGCUGGUCACGUGACUGAUCCUAAUUCUUUCAGGAAUUAUUUCCAGAGCAAUUUCAGGAAACGUAAUGAGGCGGAAAUCAUUUUUUUUUUCCAAACUAAUAAAUGUAAUUUUUGAAAACUAAAUGUUUAAUCAGACCUGGUUUGGGCUCACAAUCCCCCUGAACAUUUUUAUUAAUUCAUUUUCGCAUUUUAUUUUUUAGACCAGGGAGUUUCAGAUUUUCUAGUGAGCUCUUUAACUGCUUCUAAAAAAAUGCAAUAAAUAAAUAAAUAAUAAUUCCACAGAUCCUCUCAGUAUAGAUUUAGUUUAUAAACAUAAUCCAAUUAUUUAAAUAUUAUUAAAAAUAAUAAUAAUUGGCUAUUUUUUAUUUAGAACAGUAGAUCUUUUUUUUUUUUUUUUUUUUUUACAUUUUUUGAAAAUUUUCUUCUACUUUUUUCUACUUUUUUUAACCACACCAUCCCCCUGAAUACUUUAAUGUCAUUUCUUUUUUAUUUUAUAUUUUUAAAAUGCUUGAUUUAUGUAUUUUUAUUUUUAUUUUAAUUCCCCACACUGCAUGUCCCGGUAAUCUGUUAGACCAGGGGGUUUCAAAUCUUUUGCAUCUAGUGAGCGCUUUAUCUGUAAUAAUAAUAAUAAUAAUCAUUCCACAGACCCUUUUAGUACAGAAUUAGUUUAUGAACAUAAUCCAACUAAUAAAAUAUUCUUAGAAAUAUUUAUAUUAUAAAUAAUAAUUAUAUUUUGGCUACAUUUCUAAACUUUUCCCACUCAGACUUGUUUCUGUGAUCAGCUCGUUGUUGACGUUCUAUUUAUAGUCCUUUAAGAACUACAGUAUUUUUAUUAUUAUUAUUAUUAUUAUCGUCAGUCACACUAAAUCACGUGCGCGUCUUCUAAAUCUGACAAUGCAGCAACAACGCUACUGAGAGAUCCGAAUUACACACGUACAGUUGUAAUUCUUAAACAAACGUGACAGCGUGCUUUGAAACAUCAACGUCCUGAGAAACGUGUCGCGACCUCGAAUAUUUCCACGUGCCUGUUUCCUUUCACGCAAAUCAAACCCAAGUCUCAGUGUUGAACUGUUAAAGAUCAGCAUGAGGAAGAAGUUCGCCUUCAUGAGGAAGAUUGUACCCGAGUGGCAGCGUGUGUGUACGCGUGUGUGUGUGUGUGUGUGUGUGAAGCUGACAGAUGGCUGUCCGUGAGCUCGUGUGUGUGUGUGUGUGUGUGUGUGUGUGCGGAGGUGAAGCUUUUCUCUCCCGCCCCUCAGCCUCUCAGACACGAUCCUCCUCCCACAAUCCCACUUCCUUUAGCGUUUUUACCUGAUGCUUUUUCAUUUAUUAACGAACAAUACGAUUCCCGUUUAACCGCACACCAUCUGCUAACCACCACUCUGUCAUUAGCAGAAAAAUAAAUAAAUAAAAAAGCAAAUCUCGGAAUGCUCUGGGUCGGUGCAGGAUAAAAACUCCAAUAAGUUCUCUUCCUUAAGUUUUUUUUUCCCUUAAUUAUUUUUGUGUAAUUUGACAUUCUUUAAAUCUCGUAAUAACACUCAGCUCGUACAAUACAGCGGUCUGAUUCUCCUGACGGUUAUUACUAAGCUUCAGGGGUGGAGCAAUAUGACGAGAAUAUCGUAUCAUGAUACGUAAAGAUAUCACGAUAUAAAGGUUUGCUGACAAACUACCAGCAAAAUUCGAUUUCAAAACAGCGACAAAAUAAACACUGAAAUGAAGCAAAUGAAAAUUCAGUAAAACUAUUAACAUCAAAUCAGCUACUUCUAAUCCGGCGAUAAGUGUUAUGAACGAUAUUCCCAAAAAAUAAAUAAAUAAAUAAAGUGUACCGUGAUGUAAUUUAUCAUCAUAUCGCUCAGCCCUACUAGGCACGUGCCGAUAAUCAGUUUGUUUAUAUAAAAAUGAGUCAGUAAAUAAAUUACAAUUCAAUAAACACAGCGAUAUCUAGUUCGCUAAAUUUUUUCGAACGUGUUCAUUCUUUAAGGAAGCGGAAAAUCUAAAGAAUAAAAGGAUUACAAUCGGUUUGUCGUUUUUAUAGAACGUGAGGAAAAUCGCAAUCACAGUGACGACGUUGACCUUUGAAAGAAAAGGGGCGGAGCUUGUUCCCAAGCUAGAAGUUUGAAACGAAAAAAAAAAAAUAUAUAUAUAUAUAUAUAUAUAUAUAUAUAUAUAAAUCCAAACCUACUACUAUUACGAAUCAUAAUUGAUCUGAUUAUUAGAAACAAAUGUUACGUACUGCAGCUUUAAUUUAAUCGUUCGGAUUUACUGACGUAAUGAUAUCGUAAAGCACAAGCCUAGUUCACGCUAAAAAGGAUAAAUAUUAUAAAUAAUCGGUUACCGUGUACCUCACGUAUGCUGUGAAAGUUUAAUGUUCCGCACAUGACUGAAGUAUUAGAAUAAUUAUUAUUCCAGCAGUUUCAGGACGUCAGUCAUCAGUAUUGUGGCCGAGUCGUUGUAUCAGCGUUCCUUUUUUUCAUAAUAACUCGGCCUUGAGAAAAUAAAAGGAGCGUUAACGGGAGAAAAAAAAAACCACGUUCUAAAUAUCAAUCAUAGCUCACAUUCCCCCGUCUAAAUCACAAACAUUCCUCACUUCUCUCUCUUCUAUUCAUCCCCCAAAAAAGUUUGGCCUGUUUUUUUUUUUUUUCCCUUCUUUUUUUUUUUUUUUUUUACUUUUGGACUUUAACAUUUUUAAUCAUCACAAAAAAAUAAUAAAUAAAAUCAAUCAAGCACUGAAGAAAGCAUUCCACCAAUCCUGGAAAAAAAUUUUUUUUUGCUGCAUUCAAAUGAACAAAUGUUUAUUUUUUUGAGAGUUGAAUGCGAUCGCUCCGUCACGCCCUCUGCUCGCAUUCUGCCCGGCGCUGAAUAACUUCACUUUUAUCAGCCGAGUAAAAGAUUUAAAAAACAAUCGAUGAUCAUAUUGGAGAAAUCAGCUCUGAAUGCUGGCACUCACAUGAAUAUUUUCAAAAGAAUAACUUUUUUUUCCUCCUCUGUCUGAUUUUAUGGAAUAAGCAGAAACGUAAGGUGAGAUGAGGUACGAAGGGAACGAGGCCGUGUGCCGAUAAUCGCUGCAGAGACAGAAAUUUCACCGUAUGGUUUCUGAUCGUGAGGUUUAGAUCAGCGUCGUGUGUUACAGUUAAACUCCGCCCUCCACACUGAAGUGUUUCCUUUUCAGCGACGUCACUCCCAAAAAAAUUUUUUUAUUUAAUUCAUUUAAUUUUUACUCAAAUUAAAAGAAAGACUUUUAAUGAUUUAAAUCAGUUUAACAGAAGAAAACAUUUCAGCGAUCUCGAGUAUGAGAUAACAAUCAGGUUUCACUUUCAGCUCCUAAAAAACAAAACUUCGUAUCUUAACGUCAUUGUUUACGAGAAGUCCAGCUUAGAGGCUUAGUGGAGACGUUGUUGCAAACAUUGAACUCAAAAUCCCAGAAUGCAUUGCAGCUACACGGCUAGUUAGCGAUCUGUAAGAUGAAGAGUGCGACGACGUCGAUGGCGGUGACGUCGACGUUGAGCGUGAAAUCUUUAGAAGCUCAUCAGACGAGGACGUGCGAGAGCUGGACAGACUGAAGCACUAAAGCGCCGCCGCAGCGCUCUCUGUAGAGACAGAUGAAGCGAGGGAUAAAUCCCGCUGCACGGCAUUGUGGGUAACGUAGGAAACCCAUUCACCCAUGUGAUGAAAGAAAGAAGUCCAAACUAAAACAAAUUGUUAGAAAUUCUCAUUCUAGUGUGUAAAGAUUAUCACGCAUGUGUGUUCAGGGUGGAGCUUAACUUUUAAAAAAAAGAGAACUUUACGGCGUCUAGUCUUUUUGGUAAAACGGUGAUGAAAAGUGCGAGAAAACGUUCUGACGCGUGAGAGCCGAGUGUCGGCACGCGUCCAGGCCGAGCUUUUAAUGUAGCAGAUUUUUCUAAGCGUGCGGUAAAACGCAGCGUUGAUCCGUGAUGAUCGAUCGCCUUCAGACGUUCUGAGCCUCUCACUCGUCCAAACCGAUCCACGUGCACUGUGCGACGUUUACCACGUUCUUCUCUUGGCUUUUUUUUAUUUUUUUUAAAUGUGCGCUGUAUCAACGCUGGGCGCGCUAACGCUAAUCUCAGCUGCCUAAAGCUUCCAAGCUGAUCGAGCUUCGUGUUUAUCCUUAAUUAUUUUUUAUUUAAUAACCGGAACACCUGAACAGUGUAAGAGGCGUACUUAUUAUUAUUAUUAUUAUUAUUAUUCCUGUAAACACCAAAGAGCAUCAGCGUGUCCGCGCAGACGUCUUCACGUGAUUUGUCGUGACUUUUUUUUUUUCGGCCGAACUUUAAACACAAAACGCUGGAAUCUUCGCCUACUUACCGAGACCAAAAAAAAAAAACACCUGACUAUUUAUUAAUUUUUUAAAAAUAUUUUAAAAAAUCAGACGAAAGUAAAAAAAAAAAAAUUCCAACUCAACAUCUGUGCAGUGAUUUAGGGAGGAAAAAAAAAACAAAAAACAUUUCCGAACUCAUUAGUGCACGUUCAGUCAGUCAGCCAACUGUGUUUUCUCCAAAAAAUAAAAAAAAAACUAAAAUAAAUAAUAAAAUAAAAUGCACUGGAUUAGUGGAAUUAAUUAGUCACGCUCGUGUGUUUUCUGAAUAUUUUUGUAAAAGCUGUUUUUUUUUUUUUUUGAUAAAUUAAAAAAGGACCAAGCUGUUUAUUAGUUUGCACAUUAUUAUUAUUAUUAUUAUUAUUAUUAUUGAAUUUUUUAAAAAAUAUUCUCACAAACACGCUCGCACGAAUCUUCCCAAGAAUUCAAAAACACGUACGUAUUUUAAACUCUAGUGCCUGUUCGACGCAUGUUUUCGUAUUUUCCAGCAUCUGCGUGAGUUCGCUCAGUCUUACACACACACACACACACACACACACACACACACACACACACACACACACACACACAUGGCGACACGGACGCAAAAACAAACAAACAAAAAAACAACAACAACAACAACAACAAAAAACCCUGAUAUCCGUGCGUGUCGUCACUCAACCUAAAGGACCAAACGUUCCCUGUUUCUGUUUUUCUUUCUGUUUGGGUUUGUUUUUAUUCCUGUGACGUAAAAUCAUGAAUAUUAUUCAGUAGUGUAAAUACGUGGGUGGAAAAACGUUGAUAUCAGAGUAGAAUGUAAAGCCCGUGGUCAUUAGAUAAAGGCAAUAUUAUGGUGAAGCAUGAGCUCAUUUAGAGUUAAUUUAGCGUACAUGGGUUAGCUAUUUGUCCACAUAUAUUUAUAUACAUAUAUAUAGACAUACAUAUAUAUAUAUAUUUAUAUCCAUUUUACCCUGUUAGCAUCAUCGCUUCCCUGUUUUAUCGUCAUGUACAUUAGAGUGCUGUAAAUCUGGAGUCCAUAUUCAAACUUUUUUGUUGUUUUUAAGCUGUUUAUAGUCAUAUCUACACAUCCUUAUAGGCAAAUACGACAUAUAAAGAAGCACUUAUACAUAAUUUAUUUUCACUUCUUUUUUUUUUUUCUUCUUCUUCUUCCAUUCUGGCCUCAUGCUAAAGGUUUAUUCUAUAAGAGUCUACUGGCAGAAGUGGAGCUGUCGUAGUAACGGUAGGAAAGAUUUGACUUUUUAAACAAAAAAAAAAAAAAGAAAAGAAAUAACUAAGCAACCCUAAAUUAUAUGCUGCAGUUAGAUAAAAAGAUACAAAUUUCUUUCUCUUUUUUAUCUUUAUUAUUGUUGAAGUGUGUUUGUGCUUUGUGACGACUGCUGUUCCGAGGUGUAAGGUGGGUCUUGUUUGUUUUUUUCGUGUGUUUUUUUUUUUUUUUUUUUUUAAAUGCGUGUGUGUGUGUAUACACGGCCGUUUUUUUAAUACUUUUGACUUGUCAAACACUGGACUAAAGUGAGACACAAACAAGCAGCACAGGACACGGCAUUACUGCGUCCGUCACGUCACGAAAUAUCGUAGAAAAACAAAAAAAAACUUCCUGUAUUAAAUUCGUAACAAGGUGAGAUUUGUGACUAAGGCAUGUGCCGAUAAUCAGCAUCGCAAUAUAUCACGAUAUCGAUAUCGUGGACACUUUGAAUUUUUACUGAGCGUGCCUUCCGUAUUUUUAACAAAAUUUUUAAAAAAAUAAAUUAAAGCAAAUUUAAUCCCAGAAUUACAUUUUUUUAAUUUCUUAAUUAAAUACUUUUUAUUAAAAUGAAACCGAUUAAUUUUAUUUAUUUAAAUUUACAUUUUUUCAAUCAAAUUUAAAUUCAAUUUUUUUUUUCUCCCCAUGAUAAUAUAUCGUGAUAUGAGACCUCGUUAUCAGCACAUGCCCACUUGUAACACACACAUAUACAUACAUAUAUACAUUUAAAAAAAAAGGGAAACCACUUAACUUGCGAAUUUUCCAAAACCACUAAGUCUAAAAGUCGUCUCACGCUCUUUAUCGCAAAACGCUCUUCUUCACCAACAACAUCAAAAAAAAAAAAAAAAAAACCCCGACUGCCACUUUUCCAAAACGAGAAAAGAGAUUUGCACUAAAAUAAUUGUCGGUCUUCUUGGAUAAACAGCAAUAUACGUAUAUAACAGAACAAUUUGAGUAAUUAUUAUAGCAACGUCGGUGUAACGAACAGUAAACGCUGCCUGUGCACUCGCACCAUGCUGUGUGUUUGAGAGAGGUAUCUGAGAAAGAGGGUCUUUUUUAAAAUAUUUAAAAAAAAACAUUUAAAAAAAAGAAAAAGGUACAGGCGUGUGUGACGUGACGUCCUCGAGGCUCGCGCUUGCUCACGCCGACUUCGGAUUCGUACGCAAGGAAGCGAAAAGGCAAGGGGAACGAGGCGCAUUAAAACAUUAGUACUUCCUGUUUCCUCGCGUGAUCGUUUUGGGGGGAAAAGAGAAAAAAAAACAAGCGGAGAUGGUGGAAACGGAGAUCUAGAGAUUCGUCCCGGAAACACGGCGCCAAAAAAUAAGAACGGUUUUAUCGAGAAAAUUAAAAAUACACAAAUAUUUCCAGCCGUUACUCUCUGUCCUUGGAUCUGUAUGCUAAACUAUAAAAAGGCGUAGUGCAAGUGUGUGUAGAUGGACUUUUCCUUCCGUUCGUCGUCGUGGUCGUUGCUGGUGUCUGUCGCCGCUGCCGUCGUCGCUCUUUUCACACAACUCCCACAACUGCAGGCGCCGUGUUUCCGGGACGCCGCUCGCAAAAAAAAAAAAAAAAACAAAAAAAAAAAAAAAAAAGAGAAAAAAAAAUUUAAUCUGAGUGUAAUUAGUGUAAAAGCCUGUUUAUAGGAAACGCGUUUCCUUUUUUCUGUGUGCGACAAUAAAAGAGUCCCACGCACAGGCCAGGAAAAUUAUCCAUAAAGGAAAAAAAAACAUUCACAUCGUCUUUCCUUUAUGGCUAAUUUUUAAUCUACGCUCAUUAAUAAUCGAUAGCAAUCAUAAAUAGUGAUGAAUUUUUUUGGAUUUUGUCAGAACUAGUGGCUUUAAUGUAAUAAGCGCUUCGUGGUGUUUAUUGAAAGGUGUCGCAAAAAAAUAAAAAGGUGUCACGUCUCAAAAUCGUCGCGUGUUAGAGGAAGCAUAAGUAUGUGCCUUCAAUGUGAUCUUUCUUGGUGAGCUUGUUAUUCUCGAGAAGCUGAAGCCAGCCGAUUGUGUUUGCACUAAAAAACCAAAACCGCUUUUUCGUGAUGUAGGUGAUUUAAAGCGAGCUUUGUCGCGUCACUUUAACCGUGUGCAUGAGGGUAAAUUUAGGGCUAGAGCUCUCAUAACGCUGAUCUGUAAACUAGUGCAGCUUACGGAAAUCCCCGGAUUUUAAAAAAAAAAUAAAAUAAAUAAUAAUAAACUAAAAAUAUCUCUGCUUCGUUCUGUGUCGCAUUCGGUUCAGACCCAUCUCAUACUCACAGUCUAUAAACAUCCGCAGUUAGGCAUGUGCCGAUGAUCAGCGCCAUCACACAGCAUCGCUAUCCUUAUCCUCAUCCGUAUCCGUAUCCGUAUCCGUAUCCUUACACCGGAUUGCAAUCACACUUCUAACACGAGAACAGCAUCAUUAUUAAAGUUCACGCAUGAUGUAAAAAAAAAAAAAUACAACCUUUUUUUUAAAAAAUCACACACACAGGAUGUCGGCACACGCCUAACACACAUACAGCAUAAAGAAAGAAUUUUGUUUUAUUUUUUUUAAACACGCAUGAACUCACGAGGUCGCCUCGAGACUAUUGGUCAUAACAUUGUUUUUGUGUUCUUUUGUAAAUUAUUCUUCGUAUUAUUAUUAUUAUUAUUAUUAAAAUGAUUACUGACAUUGUUAGUGGGAUAUAAAAGGCCUCCAUGCUUUGAGUCUUAUAAAUGCACCUUAUCAUGGCCCGGCCGAGUCGAGUCGAGUCGUCUAAUGCGUCUGAUUUAGCACCUUACUACGCAGCAUGAUUUCACUUUACACCAGUCUCGCUCACGACAACAACAACAACAACAACAACAACAACAACAACAACAAAAUAAACCUGAUUAUAUUUUUACGGAAAAAAAAAAAAAAAACAUUCAAAGGGAUGUGCCAAAGUUUGGAGGCGAUCUCCCUUGUUUUGUUUUUUCUUUGUUUUUUUUUUGUUUUGUUUUUUUUUGUUUUUUUAAAGCAUACUAUUCCUUUCAUUCUCUUCUCCUUCAGUUAUCGCAGCGCUACGUUCAUGUAACCUUUCCUAUAAACGUGUUUAAGGAAAACGUAAAAUGAAAAAAAAAAAAAGACGAUUUAUUUCAGCAGUCAGUAUCAUUACCUGCCAUUUUACAGUAAGCCCUGUAUUUCACGUAUAAUUACCAGUGAUGUGUAUUUGUUAUUAUACAGAAAAAUAGCUGUAAAAGCUUCAUUAUGUUACAUAAUAUUGUGACUUUUUUUUUUUUCGAAAAAAACUGUGAAGACUUAUCUUGCAUAUACUUUAUACAGAAGUAUUAAGCCUUAAUACAAAAGACUAAAAAAAGGAGUGGAAGAAUAACUGAUUGUCGCAAAAGUAAGGAUGAUUUUUUUGUAAAUGUUACCAGCACUUUUUUGUAAUUUUCACUCUCUUGAGGUAUUGUACAAGUUCACGCUGUUUGUGAAGUUUGAAUAUGAAGGAAUAAAAACUAGUACUUUCCUGUACUUCA
Messenger RNA from Pangasianodon hypophthalmus (striped catfish), 25878 nucleotides. It is a transcript of the gene zbtb20, whose product is annotated as zinc finger and BTB domain containing 20. Gene Ontology annotation, molecular function: RNA polymerase II cis-regulatory region sequence-specific DNA binding; DNA-binding transcription factor activity, RNA polymerase II-specific; protein binding. The transcript is spliced from 4 exons. Gene Ontology annotation, biological process: regulation of transcription by RNA polymerase II. Lineage: Eukaryota; Metazoa; Chordata; Actinopteri; Siluriformes; Pangasiidae. Bases 4531 to 6516 code for a protein of 661 amino acids. The record is from RefSeq and is a predicted model, not a curated record.